Molecule: messenger RNA, 963 nt
Organism: Kuraishia capsulata CBS 1993
Lineage: Eukaryota; Fungi; Ascomycota; Pichiomycetes; Pichiales; Pichiaceae
Exons: 2
Coding region: 1-963 (320 amino acids)
Cellular component (GO): cytosol
Molecular function (GO): aldose reductase (NADPH) activity
Source: RefSeq, a predicted model, not a curated record
AUGAGUUUUGAAAAAGCAACAGAGGUUAGAUUGAAGCUCAAUACUGGAGCUGAUUUCCCGGCAUUGGGACUUGGUACGGCCAAUAGGGCUGAUCCACCCAAGACGAAGGAAGCCGUUAUAGCCGCGGUCGAGGCUGGAUAUCGUCACAUUGAUACAGCAUGGAGAUAUGGCUCAGAAGGAUAUAUCGGAGAAGCUCUUAAGGAUCUAUUUGCUAGAGGCGUUGUCACCAGAGAAGAGCUUUUCAUCACUACGAAGGUGUGGCCCACCCAUUGGGAUAUCCCAAAGCAAUCCUUUGAGGAAUCUCUAAGACGUUUGGGUGUUGAUUAUGUUGAUUUGCUUCUCCAACACUGGCCACUUGCAUUCAAGAAAGUUUACGAAGAGAACGGCGAUUUGGUUCAACUCCCAGUAGAUGAAAAUGGCGAGUACCUUUUUGACGAAAACGGACAUUAUCUACAGGGCUACAAGAACAUUGAAGACCUUUAUCUUGAAGACAAGGGAAAGAGAAUCAGAGCCAUUGGAGUCUCGAACUACGCGAUUCCAUAUCUGGAAGAAUUGCUGAAGGUCGCGAGAGUAGUCCCAGCAGUUGACCAGAUUGAACUCCACCCACAUCUUCCCCAGAAAGACAUCGUCAAUUAUGCUGAGUCAAAAGGUAUUUUAAUUACGGCUUAUUCUCCAUUGGGAGCUAAUGGUGCACCGAACCUGAAAAUACCUCUUGUGCAAGAGGCAGUCAAGAAGUACAACGUUACUCCCAACGAAGUCCUGAUUUCUUAUCAUAUCAGGCAAGGAAGAUCAGUUAUUCCUCGCUCUAUCAAUACGGAAAGGAUCAGGAACUCUAUCAGAUUAGUUCCUCUCACCGAAGAAGAGUUAGAGGCUUUUGACAAUUUCGGAAAGGAGAAUCCUGCCAGGCACAUUCGUGACAAAUGGGGAGCAAAUAUUCCCGGAUUUGAAUACUGGACCGGUUAA